AUGAGGUGUGCUGCACACACAUGGAAUUUAAUCGCCACCAAGGAUUCAGAAAAGGUUCUCGAUAAAAUUGCAUUCAAAAAAGCUUACAGAAGUGCUUUAGCGAAGGCGAAAGCGUUGUGGAAUCGUCAGAAUCAAAGCACAAUAACCGCAAAUGCCCUCCACAAGGAACUGGGCGUAAGGUUGAUCGUGCCAAGUGAUACGAGAUGGAACAGUUUCUACGAUGCGAUUGUCUGCUUAAACAAGGUUGUUGAAACGAAAAGGGCCAAUCUCCGGCGGGCUAUGAUUCAACAGGGUUUAACAGCGUUUUCAGAGGAAGAUUAUGAAUUUUGGACGGAGUAUGCCCAUGUUAUGAAUCCUGUAGCGACUGCUAUCGACGUGGUCCAGAGCGAUGAAGGCGCUUAUCUCGGUUGGUUGCUACCGGUCUGCGCCACGGCGUCUAUUAAACUCAAUGAGAUCAAAAAUAGUCAUCUAUUUUUGAUCUAUUUUUUUGCGAACCGCUUGUCGACGCACUACUGCAAGGCAUCAGGAAAAGAUUCGGUCCAAUGUUGGAUAAUGUUGACUGUUUGCUUGCGGCGGGCUUUCAUCCCAGGUGAGGAAUUGAGCAGAUAA
Anisakis simplex (herring worm) is the source of this 609-nucleotide messenger RNA. The record is from the annotation of a GenBank genome assembly. NCBI's taxonomy places the organism in Eukaryota, Metazoa, Nematoda, Chromadorea, Rhabditida, Anisakidae.